Messenger RNA from Linderina pennispora, 3780 nucleotides. RefSeq lists its product as uncharacterized. The transcript has a single exon. Gene Ontology annotation, molecular function: protein binding. The record is from RefSeq and is a predicted model, not a curated record. Lineage: Eukaryota; Fungi; Kickxellomycota; Kickxellomycetes; Kickxellales; Kickxellaceae. The coding region runs from base 1 to 3780 and encodes 1259 amino acids.
AUGAAGUCGCUUCAAAAGAGGCGGAUCAAGACAGCCGAAGACGCUCUGCACUGUUUAACUGAGGCGCGAUCUCUAACAGACAACAAAUAUCUUAUUGAGAUCGUGAAGAGAAUGCGAGAGCCAGUCAGAGACCCACGUAGGUUGCCUCCUUCGGAGCAGCCGUUCCAGUCGCAGCUUAUGAGUAGGCAGGUGUGCCAGGAUCUGCUGAAGGUCAUUACAAAGGCAGACGAAUCUGGGAACCUUCCGCGUAUCGAUGCACAGGCGGUCCUCGAUAUCUACGGCUACGCAAAGUCACAAGGGUGGGAGAUCGAUUCGCCGGUGCUUUCUGAUACUGCUGAAUUCCUUGCCAACAGCAGCUAUAACGGAUAUGUCGAUGCGGUGGCGAUCAUGCACAAGGAGCAUCUCAAAACUGUCGCCGAUUUGCGACUUACCAACGACAGCGGUUACGUGAAACUGCAGAGAAAGCGGCUUAUCUUGCAGCUGGAGAGGCUCAAUGUCUCGAAGUUGGAGUCAAACCAGAUCCCGCUCAACGAGCUGCAAUCACGCAUAGACGAGCUCUCGGCAGACCAGAAGCGCCAAGCAAACGCUGCUCUUGCAGUUGAUCCGCUUGAUACUGCGAUGGAGAUUGCACGCACUUUGGCAGACCGCUCCUUUGUUUCGCAGAUUGGCUUCUUCUCGGUCCUGGUACGGGCCCUGUGCGUGCGCGAACGUGUAGCAGAUGCUGAAUGGCUGUUUGGGAUAAUGAAGAGCCAUGGCAGGUUCAAGCAUGCUGGCAACAUUUAUGCGUCGAUGAUGUCGCUAUACUACAGGGUCAACAGGCCGAGCAAGGCCGAGGCGCUGUUUAGUGAGUUCAGAUCCCUGUGGCAAGCUGAGUGGAGCCAGAUCCAGUCGGUGCGAGUUAUGCCUGACCCAGUUAGCGCAACCGCAGAGGAGUGGCGGUUAAAGCAUGAGGAGCAUAUCGAAAACCCGCACGUCAUCACUACCGGAGAGCUCCAGGCGAUUCGAAGCACAGCCGCCGAUCCAUUCUACCAGUAUUCACUGGCGCAGCUUGGAAGCGAGGACGUAAGCAACGUGGUUGACUUUAUCGUUGACGCCAAAUACAGGGAGUUUGUCGCCUUCACGCCCAACCACUUCGACAUACUGAAUCGCCUUGUUGUGGAGUGCGACUAUCUGGACUUGGGCGUUAAGCUUUUUCUGGAGAUUAUGCGAGGUGCUCAUAUUGACGGCGGUCGAGGCGUUGUGGCGAAGGAUGUCAUCUAUUCUGAGCAGCCGCGCUAUCGCAACAUGAGCCGUAUACUGUGGGCGCUCCCAAAGGCUGGCCGGUGGGAGGAGGCAUGGAAAAUAGUUGACGCCGAGAACAUGAACAGCGAUACCCCAAUGCUCCAUAGUAACGCCCUGAAAGCUCUCAUGCGAAUUGCACUGGCAAAAGGCAGCGUUGUCGAGGCCAAGGCCUGUGCUGAGAGGCUCCGGGAGCUUGUGCAUUAUUAUCCCAAGGCAGCUCAUAAUAUCACUAAUAGCUGGCUGGACGAUGUCUUUAUUUACACACAGCGUAUAUACCGGCAACCAGUGCCGAGCGGGCAGCACCCAGUCAGCGAGCUCGUCGAAGCACUUGUUUGUUCCGGCGACCGGAUACACGGCUUCUCUAUGGCAGAAUGGAAUGCACGGCUAAUCAAGUACACGUUCUAUUCGAGAGUUCUUGGCAACGCAGUCCGUGCGCAGGUGCAUGAUGAGCUUUUCUCCAUUAUAUGCCGCCAUGACCUUUUGAGUCUCUUGCAGGUACGGAGAGUGGCACUCGCAGCUGUCGAUGAGGUGCUGGAUCGGAUUCCCCAGAGUGCAAAGCGAGUACCGGUCAAAAUCAGCGAUGCAGCAUUGGGGUGGAAGCUGUUCAUCGAGACAGAUAUGACGCCUAGUGACCAGCUGCAGCUGAAGCUGGAAAAACAUUUCCCGGAACGUUCGGAUAGUGCAUUUUGGCAGUGUGUACUCGAGUUGGUUACCAGGGAGACUCGCCAAACGACCAUUGACGAUGAUGCACGCAAAGCACUGCUGGUGCUAAAGCUGGCAUUCAUUGCCCAGGCCAAGAUCCCGCCACCAACACUCACUAUGGCAAACCAGCUCUUGCUCGAGGCUCGCCUGCCGAUUGUCGACAUUAGCACAGGCGACCUGCUUCCGGAGAUUGAGCAGAUCAGGAGAGCGUCAGCAUAUGAGCAGUUGUCAGAGAAGGAAAGAGCUGCAGCAAUGGUAGUGGCAACCGGCCAGGUUCCAAGGAGUCGAUGGAGAAUUACCAAGGAAGGCAUCCUUGCAGCUAGCAAAAUCAACAACGAGUCGCCAAUCAGGGAGAAAGCCCGGUGGUAUCUUGCCUGUCGCCGACGCUUCGAGAUUCCUGCCUUAAAGCAGCUCACACUUCUGGUUAUUGACCUGGUCAAUCAUGGCAGUCGUGACCAAUGGGAGCCGAUAUUCCGUGACCAUAUGCCCGAAUUCCUUGAGUCUAUGUGCAAUCCGUCGUUCAGCAGUGCUCGCGAGCGGAUCCUAUAUGCUAGAUCAAUCUGGUCUCACGCAAUCGUCGCCUAUUCCCGACUUGGUGAGAUUGAAGCGGCGGCCAGCUACUACAACAAGAUCAUCGAUAUCGGCAGCUUUCCAAAUCCGCAGGCUGCGGGUGACCUCCUUUCUGCCCUUAAAUCUUCGGAUACACCGCUUCCUGUUCUGCGUGCAAACUGGUCUGCCUCUGCUAACACUCUCUAUGGGCUUGAUCCAACGCUUCCCCCGACGGGCCAGUCUCCUGCCGAUCCGUUUCUCGCCACUGUAGACCAGGAGGAGCGCAAUGAGCAGCUGGUACAGAUCGGUCUCUGCAUGCUUUAUGGAUCCUAUCGGUCAAACCCUCGAGUGACGGAUUACUUCAUCAACACUGUGCUUAAUGUCCUCCGCAUGUCUGGAAAAAUGGACCUUAUUCGACAUCUAUUCGAGACCGUUGCUCCCACGGCUAUCCAAAGCAUGCCUCAUUUCGAACGGCAUCAUCCUUCUUACCAACUAUCUGCUGCAACAUGGGCACUUUUCAUUUCUGCAGCUGUAGAAUUUGGUGAGCGCGCCCUGGCAGAGCACUGGUUCAAGGGGUACCGCUUGACUGCUUUGCCCUUAUUCCUCAAGCAUAGACAUGCCUACUCGCCAUUUACAGACAAACUGUCGCCAAAUGCCAAGCUAUAUCAUCUCGCGAUUCCUUACUAUAUCACACCACAGGUAUGGCAUCCGCGCGACAGAUAUGGCAGAGUACCUGACCCUGCCUACAAUAUCGAAGAGGUGAAGCGACAGAUAGAAAUGGAUCGGCUGCGUGAGCUAGAUGGCUUGCGCCCAACAACUGCAGGCUCGCAGAAGAUGAUUUCGAUAUACACGUGUGUUGUCGAAUACCGAGAUAUGGCGAAGGCUGAAUCGUUAGCCACUGGGAUUCUUGCACUGUCACAGGACAAGAUCCUACCCAAAGCUGUGACUAUUCUCCCAAAGCUCAACUGGGCAAAAUGUACAUCCCACAUGGUAAGAGGGUAUCUUGACGAGCUGCGACAACUACAGACGUUGUCCAGCCCUGAUGUUGCGAAGGUCAAUUAUUCAUCAGAACGGCUGGCUCAUUGGUACGCGGUGUGGGAGAGGGCUUAUUUGCUGGCCCGUAAGGAAGACAUCAGUAUCACCAGGCUCCCCGUUAGGCUGACUAGACACGAGAGGGACGAAAUCGAGGAUAUAGCGCGAUCUCGGGGCAAGAAAACACGACACUCUACAUUCCAGCUAUUCAAAUAA